Messenger RNA from Pelagomonas calceolata, 983 nucleotides. The record is from the annotation of a GenBank genome assembly. NCBI's taxonomy places the organism in Eukaryota, Pelagophyceae, Pelagomonadales, Pelagomonadaceae.
GGGGCUUGGCCAGUCAGUACGCCGUGAAGUGGCCGACAAUCAAGCCGGUUGCGCGUUAAAAAUCUCCAGUGCUCCUCAGUGCAGCGUCCGCCGAGCAAAAACGCACAGAUGAUGCACGCCGCAGGAGUGUGUGUGCUGACAGCACUGCGUGCAGCGGCCCUCACGACGCCGCCGCCGCGCACCGCACCUCGGACGCGCCUCGCGGCAACCCCGCGCUACACCGCGGAUUCUUUCCCGUCGGAUUUGGCGGCGACGGACCGCGUGCAGCAGGCCUACGCAAGCGCGCCCGAGUCCGCGAGCUUGCUGCCGCCCGAGCUCGUGCAGUUCGGCACCGGCGCCCUCUUGGCCUAUGCCAUCUACCUGGGCCCGGACUGGAUCCUCGCACCACUCGGAUGGGAGACGAAUAUACGACCGGGCCGGGCGGCGACGGACGUAUUGGGCCAAGUCAUCGCCCCGGACUCGGAGUUCGCCCGCGAGCGCCAGGCCGGCUUCGACGCGGCGGCGCCCGUGACGGUCCUCGGGGCCGCGGCGCUGCUGUUCCUCUGUUUAGGCUUCGGCGCCGAGGCGGCGCUGUGCGACGCGCUGGGGAGCUCGACGACGUUCGUCGGCGCGUGGGCGACGUGCGCAUGCAUCGCCGGCUCGGUCUACGAGGUCGGGCGGCCCGUAACGCUGAAUAGGGAGGAGGCGAUGGAGGAGGCGACGCUUGAGGAGGCGUUCGCCGACUUUGCCGAGCGGCGGUUCGAGCAGGCGCCCACGGCGGCGACGAACGUCAUCGAGAUCACGCGAGCCUUCCGGCGGUCCGCGCGCGGCAAGGCCUCGAAGUACCGCUCCGCCGAGGCGUCGGUCGCCGACGUGCAGAUCGAGAGGCUGGCGAAAAGAUGGCUCCGCGAGCGCGGCGGCGUCGUCACGUCGAGCGGGUUCCUGAAGGGCGUGCGCCUCUCCGACGAGCCCGACGUGUUCCGGUAACUUGUGCUGUUUUUUUA